Heteronotia binoei (common prickly gecko) is the source of this 4184-nucleotide messenger RNA. It is a transcript of the gene SKIL, whose product is annotated as SKI like proto-oncogene. Gene Ontology annotation, molecular function: SMAD binding; DNA-binding transcription factor activity, RNA polymerase II-specific; RNA polymerase II cis-regulatory region sequence-specific DNA binding. Lineage: Eukaryota; Metazoa; Chordata; Lepidosauria; Squamata; Gekkonidae. The transcript is spliced from 7 exons. Bases 999 to 3074 code for a protein of 691 amino acids. Gene Ontology annotation, cellular component: nucleus. The record is from RefSeq and is a predicted model, not a curated record. Gene Ontology annotation, biological process: negative regulation of BMP signaling pathway.
AGUCACGGUAGUUUUUCCUACGCCGCCGCCGCCACCUCCUCCUCCUCCUCCUCCUUCUUCCUCUUCUGUCUCUGCAGUGAGGUCACGGGUGGGCGGUGCGUCAGCGGCGGCUUGUGCUCCAGUCGUGGGGACAGCCGGAGCUCUCGACUGGGAUGUUCGGUAGGGGAAAGGACGUUUCCCGUAGACAACUCGGCGGGCGAAGAGAGGAAGGCGAGGGACGCGUGUGAGAUUCUGUGAAAAAUUGGACAGAUGCAUGAAGUACUAGUCCGAGAAGUUAAUUUUGCUGAUGGCUAGGAUCUUGCUAUCAUUAUUAAGUCUUGGAGUUGGAGCAUUGAUAUUUACCAUGGUCAUCAUCUUUACAGCUACUGUGAGCCACCUGGGAACAACUUUCAGUUCGGAGGUUGAUGAAUUAACAUCAACAUUACUGAAUGUGGAAAGCAUAAUUACACAGUAAAUACACAGCCUUGUGGUCUGGUACUCCUGGAAUCUGCUAUGAAAAGUACCUGUCCCUUGAACAUAUAAAAGUAUAACUUUGGAACCAGCAUGUCUUGGUCUGUGAGAACAUCAGCGGUUCUGCAUUUUUACGUUCAGAUGGAAGCAAAUUUAAAAAGCUUGUGUGUUCAUAAAAAUGGAGAAAUCCUUCAAAGCUAUUAGACUUUGUACUAAGUUACAGUUUUCUAUUGGAUUAAAUCAUUGGAUUAUUUUCAAAACCAGUGAUUUAAGAGAGUGAACAAAACCUUUUUGUUCAUGAAUUGAGUUGAACAUUUUAUAUCAGUAAACUGAAGAAAUAUUUUUAAAUGACAGAAGUUUCUAAGUAAUCCCUCUUCUUUAACUGCUAGGCUAUUAAAUGCAAAGUAUUAAAAAUACCAGUCUUGGUAUCUUAUUAAAUAUUUACUGUGGUGAAAGCAGUUAAAUGUGCAUUGUAUAAUUGCAGAUAACUAGAAACUGACAUUUGAAAGGGCUGCCUAAGAUCAGACCUUCCUAUUUAAGAUCUGGCUAUGGAAGCUCCACAGAUAAAUUUUCCUCUUGGCUGCCAUGCAAAACAAAAGGGGACUGUGGUGCAAGAAGAUGGUAGCCCUCCAGCAAAAAAAGCAAUGACAGAAAUGCAUGUAAAAGAUAAAGUUCAAACUGUGAUAAAUAAGCUGACAACAAUAAAGAAAGAACACUUGGAUGAGUGUGAAGAAAAUGCUAUGGAAGACAGAGAAGAAGAUGCCAAGCCAAAUGUUGCUGCAACAUCUGAGCCUUUGAACUUAAAUCCUGGUUUGAAACACACGCUGGCACAGUUCCACUUAAGCAGCCAGAGCUCACUGGGAGGUCCAGCAGCAUUUUCGGCUCGCCACUCCCAAGAAAACACGCCUUCUGUCUUCGUACCUCUCCCAUCACCCCAGAUCCUUCCUGGUCCACUGCUUGUCCCUUCAGACAGUUCAACAGAAUUAACUCAGACUUUAUUGGAAGGGGAGUCUAUAUCUUGUUUCAAAGUUGGAGGGGAAAAGAGACUCUGCCUUCCUCAAGUCUUGAAUUCUGUGCUCCGUGACUUUUCUCUGCAGCAAAUUAACACCGUUUGUGAUGAACUCUACAUCUAUUGUUCUCGGUGCACUUCUGACCAGCUCCACAUUUUAAAAGUUUUGGGAAUCCUUCCAUUUAAUGCUCCGUCUUGUGGGCUUAUCACACUGACCGAUGCUCAGAGACUAUGCAAUGCAUUGCUGCGUCCUCACACUUUCCCUCAAAAUGGUAGCUUGGUCCAUGCAAAAAACUCUCUGGCCCAACUAAAAGAAACUGGCAGUGCAUUUGAAGUAGAGCAUGAGUGUUUGGGCAAGUGCCAGGGUUUAUUUGCCCCACAGUUUUACCUUCAGCCGGAUUCUCCUUGUAUCCAGUGUUCAGAAUGUUAUGGGAUGUUUUCCCCUCAAACAUUUGUGAUGCAUUCUCAUCGUUCUCCAGAUAAGAGGACCUGUCACUGGGGCUUUGAAUCGGCAAAGUGGCAUUGCUAUCUUCACGUUAACCAAAAAUAUUUAGGAACUCCAGAAGAGAGAGAUUUAAAGCACCUACUGGAAGAAAUGAAAGAGAAAUUUAGUGUGAAAAAUCAGCAGGCCCAGACGAAAGCAGAUUCUCAGUAUAACAUAGAAUUCCAACAAUGGUAUCCAGUGAUAAAGCAAGAAGCAGACACGAUUAAUCAGCCACACUCAUUUCUGCAUCCCAGCUUCUACUUUUACAUGUGUGACAAAGUGGUUGCUCCCAAUGUAUCUCUUACCUCUUCUGUAUCGCAAUGUAAAGAAGCUGCAAAAACAGCAGAGAAGAUUACGGAAGUAAUAAAAUCUCUGCCUGGGCAAUCAGUAAAACCUCACAGUGCCGGCAAGCGCAAAAAAGCCAUUUUCUAUCAAGACAGCCCUCCUGAAGCGCAAAACAAAUCUGAUAUGAAAUUUGGCACAGAAGUAUGCACUAGUUUAGAGCAGCCUAUGUCUACUAAACCUGCAAGCAGAAGGAAAGCUGAACAGAUCCCCUGCAGAACAACUAUAGAAGAUACAGAGGCAGAAUCAAACAGCAAGGGACAAUCGUCAGCUCAGGCUCUUACAAGUGAUGUAGGUUGUGAUGAUGACAAAGGGAAAAUUAUGGAAGAAGUCAUGAAAACAUAUAUAAAGCAGCAAGAAAAACUACAUACAAUUUUGCAAAAGAAGCAGCAUCUCCAAAUGGAAGUGGAGAUGUUAAGUAGUUCCAAAGCCAUGAAGGAGUUAACGGAAGAACAACAGAAUUUACAAAAAGAACUUGAAUCUUUGCAAACUGAGCAUGCUCAAAGAAUGCAAGAAUUUUAUGUUGAGCAGAGGGACUUGGAGAAAAAGUUAGAGCAAGUAAUAAAGCAAAAGUGUACCUGCGACUCUAACUUGGAAAAGGACAAGGAAGCAGAGUAUGCAGCUCAGUUAGCAGAGCUGAGACAGAGGCUGGAUCAUGCCGAGGCAGACAGGCAGGAGCUGCAAGAUGAACUGAGACAGGAGCGUGAAGCAAGACAAAAAUUAGAGAUGAUGAUCAAAGAACUGAAGCUUCAGAUUCAAAAGUCUUCAAAAAGCAGCAAAGGGAAAUAGAUGGCUCAGCAGACGGAGGGUGGGUGUGUCUGCAUUAUCCCAACAGGGUUAAUAUAUCGAGGAGAAGUCAAGUCACGGAUCAGCAAAAGGUAUUGGGGAUGGUCCACAGGGAAUGUCUCUUGUCAAGCAGAACCAUUUAAGUUGUGCCAUCUCCGGCAACUUAGAUGAAGUUCCGCACAAGAGAAGUUUCCGGUAGAUUGUGCCCAAUGUAUACAUUAUAAACCUGCAUCAUAAACUUCUGUACAGUUUGCAGAUGGAUAAAAAUCUGUGUCUGUGCUGCAGCUGCUGCUCUUUUUUGACAGUUACAAACAGCGUGGAAACCUUGUGCUUUACGGUGCUCAGUGUUUAUACAGCAAGCUGUUAAACCUUUACUGAAAGCAGCUUUCUUUCACUCAAAAGUAUGCAGCAUCCAUGUUACUUGCUUUCUGUUGCAUGAGAUCCAUUUAUAUGAACUUUUUUUUUAUAGUUCCAGGAAUCUAAAAAACAGGAAACCAAUUGAAGAGAAAUUGUUCCCUUGCGUUGUUCUACUUUGAUACUUUAUGCUGCAAUGGGAAGAGUAUUGAUGACUGAAAAAUUUAUUCAGCAGUCCCAACACUUUUCCAAAUGCUGAUUCUUUUCCUUCAAAACUGUUAACUUCCGCUGUCUGUGCUAACAAUGAACUGUUCAAUGCCAAAUGUCAAUUUAUUUUUGGUACCCUUUUGAGAGCUGUUAUGGAAAAAAGUGAUGCUGAAAUGGAGCUGUAGACAUUGUAAAGGUAUCAAAACCAUCUGUUGACUCUUAAUAUUGAAGAGAGUCCAAUAGGGGGAAUUUUGAUACUGACUGUCCUUUGACCAUUUCUAAAUACUAAUGGAGCUUGAAAAUGUCAGCCUGGUUUGUAAAGUGGCGAUUUAACCAUGAAGUGAGUGGGUUACUGCACUAGCAAUAAGGUAUUUGUGUGUGGUUUUUUCCCUGAGUGCCUGGAAGUAGGCGGUCUUGACAUUUUUAUAUUAGUAAAGCACUGUAGGGAGAGCAAGUGGUGAUUCUGAUGUUGUGAAAGUGGUUUGAAAAAAAAAAUAGCCAUGUAGACACUGCUGUCAUUUAAAAAGUAAUUAAAACUGUGGAGCAGGUAAA